Magallana angulata is the source of this 312-nucleotide messenger RNA. RefSeq lists its product as uncharacterized. NCBI's taxonomy places the organism in Eukaryota, Metazoa, Mollusca, Bivalvia, Ostreida, Ostreidae. The record is from RefSeq and is a predicted model, not a curated record. The transcript is spliced from 8 exons. The coding region runs from base 1 to 312 and encodes 103 amino acids.
AUGGCCAUCUGGUUUCAGCAGCUGAUAGAGAACAAAACCAGUGUUGAACAAAUAGAAAAUGAGAGGCGAACGAGAGAGCCGCCUAACGCCCCCGUUCGAAACCCAAGAGAAAUUAUCUCAAUAAGUGACGAUUCCAUUUUUGAGGAGUUAGUGAAGUUCAUGAACUGGAGCAGCAUGUAUGAAGAUGAGAGUGCAAGUGGUCCCGGACCAGUUCAGGAAGGGGCCAAUAAAAUUGUGGAGGAAAGUUACCAGGAGAGUAAGCAUGUUUCUUCAUGCAUGGAAGUGACUUCCACCCAGCCAAAAGAAAAUUAA